Mugil cephalus (flathead mullet) is the source of this 5178-nucleotide messenger RNA. RefSeq names its product nucleoporin 155 (gene nup155). Bases 322 to 4425 code for a protein of 1367 amino acids. Gene Ontology annotation, biological process: RNA export from nucleus; transcription-dependent tethering of RNA polymerase II gene DNA at nuclear periphery; protein import into nucleus. NCBI's taxonomy places the organism in Eukaryota, Metazoa, Chordata, Actinopteri, Mugiliformes, Mugilidae. The record is from RefSeq and is a predicted model, not a curated record. Gene Ontology annotation, molecular function: structural constituent of nuclear pore. The transcript has 34 exons. Gene Ontology annotation, cellular component: nuclear pore inner ring; nuclear pore.
CCGGAAAUAGGAAUCUCUCUGUGCAUGAGGUUGGCGGGCAGUUAGUUGGAUGUGUGUGUUGGGUGUAUUAUUUUAAAUUUUGCAACCGAACUGGUGAACACAAGUUGUUCGCCAACUAGCUCAGCGCCACGCGGAAUCUUUUCACUUGGUCGAGGUAACAAAUUCACUUUAGAAUACUUUAUUUCGCACUUGGCUAGCAGUUAGCUUGCAUGCUAAAUAAUACGGCUUCAAUGCUAACCGGCGUUGUACCAACUUGCUAACAUUGGCUCGCACUGACCCCCCAACACGUUAAAGAUAAAAGUCGGCGGUGGUUGACCAGCCAUGCCGUCCACCGCUGGACCCAGCAGCCCCGCCGCUGCACUCGCCGAGGCGCUGGAGAACUCUGCCCGGCUGAUUGACAGACACCUCCAAGAGGACCGGUGCUUCCCUGACCUGUCAGAGCUGCUCGGUGUCCCUGCACACAAUAUGCCGUCCCUCUCUGGAGUCUCAGACAUGGACUACCCCCUCCAGGGACCUGGUUUACUAAGCGUGCCAACCCUCCCUGAGGUCAGCGCGGUCCGCAGAGUCCCUCUUCCACCUGAGCUGGUGGAGCAGUUCAGCCAUAUGCAGUUUAACUGCAUGAUGGGAGUUUUUCCUGAGAUCUCUCGUGCCUGGCUUACAAUUGAUAAUGACAUCUUCAUGUGGAAUUACGAAGAUGGAGGAGACGUGGCCUAUUUUGAUGGCCUGAUUGAAACUAUCCUGGCAGUGGGCCUAGUAAAACCAAAACAAGGGAUUUUGCAGCCACACAUUCACUACCUUUUGGUAUUGGCCACGUCUGUGGACGUAGUGAUCCUUGGGCUCAGUUUCCCCAAAAGCCAAGCUGGUCUGAAUGACAGCAUGUCUGGUGGGAUGCAGCUGCUUCCAGACCCCUUGUUCUCCAUCCCCACUGACAACACCUACAUCCUGUCCAUCACCUCCACUGACCUGGGACGGAUAUUCAUGGCAGGAAAGGAUGGCUGCCUUUACGAGAUAGCUUACCAGGCAGAGGCAGGCUGGCUGAGCCAACGCUGCAGAAAAAUCAACCACUCCAAAAGCUCUCUGUCCUUCCUCGUCCCCUCUGUGCUCCAGUUCUCCUUCUCUGAAGACGAUCCCAUUGUACAGAUUGCGAUUGAUAACUCUCGCAACACGCUCUUCACACGCUCUGAGAAAGGUGUUCUGCAGGUGUAUGACCUGGGUGCUGAUGGACAGGGUAUGAGUCGUGUGGCGACGAUGUCACAGAAUUCCAUAGUUGCAGCUGCUGGAAACAUUGCAAGGACAAUAGACCGUUCUGUCUUCAAACCCAUCGUCCAGAUCUCUGUGAUUGACAGAUCAGAGUCUUCGGACUGCCACCUGCUUGCUGUCACUCAUGCGGGUGUGCGUCUCUACUUCAGCACCACACCUUUUGCUCCCAUGCACCAAAAGUACGUUGCGGUUCGACCCAGCCUGCUAGCUCUGGUCCACGUCCGUCUGCCGCCCGGCUUUUCUGCCUCUUCUACACUGCAAAAACCCGCCAAGGUCCAUAAAGCACUACACAGCAAAGGUGUUCUUCUAAUGACUGCUUCUGAGACGGAAGAUAGUGAUAUUCUGUGGUGCAUCAACCACGACUCCUUUCCCUUCAAGAAACCCUUAAUGGAGACACAGAUGAUGUCCAACGUGGACGGACACUCUUGGGCUCUUUGUGCCAUUAAUGAAGAGAGGCCAGCCAAGAUCUUUACUCCUCUUAAUAAGGAACAGAUCCCCAUCACAGAUUCCCCCGUGGUCGUCCAGCAGCACAAUAUUCCUCCGCAGAAGUUUGUCCUUCUCUCCGCAAAGGGGAGUCACAUCUUCCAAAAACUGCGACCAGUCGACCAGCUCCGUCACCUUCUAGUGAGCUGUGCCGGAGGAGAAAGCGAGGAGAUUGAACGGUUCUUCAAGCUGCACAGGGAGGAGCAGGCUUGUGCUACAGCUCUGAUCCUGGCGUGUUCCUCUUCGUCUGCCGACCGAGAGGUUUCGCAGUGGGCCACCAGAGCCUUCUUCAGAUAUGGAGGAGAAGCACAGAUGAGAUUUCCUGCAGCCAUGUCGUCCCCCAGUACAGUUGGACCUGUGAUGAGCUCUCCGGCACCAGGCAUCAUACCCCCAGCGCUAGCCACACCCUUUGCACCGAUGCAUUCUGGAUCUGCCCCCAUCACACCCAUGUCCGCCGGCCCAGAGGUGAUCUUCUCUGGAAAACACAACGGCAUCUGUGUUUACUUUGCUCGCAUUCUUGGAAAUAUUUGGGAUGGGAGCCUCGCUGUAGAGAAAACCAUGAGCAUAGGAAAUCAGACUGUGGGCAUUUUGGAAAGCAGCGUCGGAUCAUUUGAUCUGGAGUCUGUCCUCCUUGAGCUCUUCGGUUUGAAGGAGUUUCUUGAUAAAAACUCUCAGUUCAGUCCGUCGUCUCUUGGUGCUGCGAGCUUUACCUCUCCUGCCAACCUGCAGCAAAGGCUGCUGGGAUUUAUGCGUCCUGAUGGAGCCAGCUCUCAGCAGGUUCAGCAAGAACUCCAGAGGAAAUAUCACACCAAGGCUCAAGUCUAUGAGAAAGUGUCCCUGCAGGGCAUCCAGCAGUUGGUGCAUCGCUCUUAUCAAACUCUGGCCCUCUGGAAGCUUCUCUGUGAUCAUCAGUUCAGCCUCAUUAUGUCUGAGCUGCCAAAGGAUUUUCAGGAACAGAUGAAGGGAGCGAGUUUUAAGGAUGUUGUGAUACGAGGCAAGGAGCUAUCCGGAGCGCUCAUCACAGGACUCAUUAAUGUGUACAUCAAAGAUAACGCCUCCGUGGAUGCUAUCAGCAAUCACAUGCGAGACCUCUGUCCCCUCUUGUACAGCAGCGACGACAGUGUUUGCUCCAAGGCUAAUGAGUUGCUGCAGAGCUCUAAGCAGGUCCAGAAUAAGGUUGAUAAAGAGAGAACCCUGAGAGAGUCUUUACGGCUCUACCAACAGAUCAGUCAGCACACGGACCUCCCACUCGUCUGCUCCCAGUACAGACAAGUGCGUUUCUACGAGGGCAUCCUUGAGUUGUGCCUCACAGCAGCAGACAAGAAGGAUCCGCAGAGGCUCGGGCCCCACUUCUACAAGAACGGAGAGCCCGAGGAGGACAGAGUGGGGCAGCAGGCCUUCCAGGAAAGGCUUUCGUGUUAUAAGUGCAUCACGGACACCAUGCAGGAGCUGGUGAACCAGAGCAAAGCCGCUCCUCAGUCCCCCAGCGUCCCCAAGCAGCCCGGGCCUCCCGUCAUGACCUCCGACCCCAACAUGCUCAGCAACGAAGAAGCCACAGCCCACUUUGAGCAGAUGCUUGGUCUGGCCCAGAGGUCUCAGGAUGAGCUGUUUCACAUUGCUCUGUACAACUGGCUGAUUCAGGCCGACCUGACAGACAAGCUGCUGGAGGUGAAUUCUCCAUACUUGGAAGAACAUCUGAUGCACAUGAUCAAGCAGGACCAGAGCAAGGUCCACAACAUGGACCUCUUGUGGCGCUACUACGAGAAGAAUCGUAACUUUGGCAAAGCAGCUCACGUACUGGCCCGCCUCGCCGACAUGCACAGCACCGAGAUCUCUCUGAAGCAGCGUUUGGAGUACAUCGCCCGAGCCAUCCUGUCCGCUAAGAGCUCAUCCUGCAUCUCGGCUCAGGCCUCCGACGGAGAGUUCCUCCACGAGCUGGAGGAAAAGAUGGAGCUCGUGCGUAUCCAAGUCCAGAUUCAGGAAACGCUGAUCAGACAGUACUCCCAUCAUCCCUCGGUGAAAAACGUCAUCUCUCAGCUGGACUCUGAGCUCAUGGAUAUCACAAAGCUCUACGGAGAGUUUGCUGACCACUUCAAGUUGUCAGAGUGCAAGCUGGCCAUCAUUCACUGCGCAGGACACUCCGAUCCAAUCCUGGUGCACUCGUUGUGGCAGGAGAUCUUGGAGAAAGAACUGGGAGACUCCGUGGCCAUGAGUCCCGUCGACAGGAUGAGGUCUCUCAAUCUCAAACUGGUGUCCCUGGGAAAGAUUUACGCUGGAACUCCAAGAUAUUUCCCACUGGAGUUCCUGGUGAAGUUUCUGGAGCAGGAGGUGUGCCGGCUGAACUGGGACGUGGGCUUUGUGACUUCCACCAUGCAGGAGAUUGGCGUGCAGCUGCCCCGUCUCCUGGAGGUCUACGACCAACUCUUCAAAACCCGGGAUCCCUGCUGGCAGCGGCUGAGGAAACCUCUGCAUCUGGUGGAGUGCAUUCACGUGCUUCUCUGUGGAUACGUGGACGACCCCAGCAGAGUGCCCACCUAUGACAGACGCCGCUUUACGAACGUGUGCCUCGACAACAUCUGCGGAUACCUGGUGGAGCUGCAGUCUCUCAGCCCUAACUCGGCCCUUCAGCAAACCAUCGGCAACUUCAAGUCGCUGCAGGCGAAGCUGGAGAAGCUCCACUGACUUUACUAAUGACGUUGUCCAUCAGGACGGGGGACAAGAGACUUCUGGAUCUGGCGCCGUUGGCCUUAGCUGAUUAAAAGUGUGAUUACGUCAUGAGAAAGCCCAACGCGAGGGCAUCUGUAUUCUGCAGUGCUGUCUUCAGUCAGAGUUGGCACAGGUUUGUUGUAAAGGGACAGAGGGAGCGGAUGAAAGUCGUCUGGUGAACAUUAGGUGGAAUGAGGAGACAGGUUUUUAUAACUUAUUUGAUAGAUUUUGUUAGUGUGAACAUUAUGCUCAAAUUUACCUUGUGUCAAAAAAAAAAAGACAUUUUUAGUUAUUUGCCUUUUGUGCAAAUGGCUGUGGCAAGAUAUUAAAUCACCUGUAUUUCUAAAAACAAAAAAACACGAAAUCAGAGCUUCACUGUCAUGUUUUCAAAUACUGAAAUGCACUUAUUUUGUGGCCAUUUUUGGAAUAUUUUCAUAUGAAUACAGUUUGUAAAUAUGCCUCGCUCCAGCCUUUUCACGACUAAAGAAUGAUUUCUACUCCUGCCUCCAGACAAACAGUUUAGCGUUGUAAUUAUGUACAUUACUUGGCUAGGACGUCCCUUCUUCUGCCAUUCAAACACUUCGAAAUUGAUGCGGUGUCAUGUACAGUGAACCACCGUCUGAACUGGGUUAAAUUUACCGGUGCCGUUGUUGAGUGCGUUUGUGAUUCUUUUGUGAGAUCCUUCAAAAACAAAACCCUUUUUUUAUAUAUAAAGAAAUAAAAAAACUG